Messenger RNA from Harmonia axyridis, 1615 nucleotides. RefSeq names its product lysocardiolipin acyltransferase 1-like. Gene Ontology annotation, molecular function: acyltransferase activity. The transcript is spliced from 8 exons. NCBI's taxonomy places the organism in Eukaryota, Metazoa, Arthropoda, Insecta, Coleoptera, Coccinellidae. The record is from RefSeq and is a predicted model, not a curated record. Gene Ontology annotation, cellular component: endomembrane system. The coding region runs from base 325 to 1437 and encodes 370 amino acids.
CGUUCGAUACUUCAAUAAAUUUGAAGUGUUUCCAAUCAGAAUUAAAAGCCAGGAAAAUCAGUACAUCCUCAAACGUAAAAGAAAUUUCAACCUCAGGGAUAAAAAUACGUUUUGUUAUUAUUAGUAAACCUGUGAAGCUUGCCUGACAGAUAACCAUAAAUUUUCCUGUGAUAACAGAAAUUCCUUCAGAGACUAAUGACAAAUUUUCCAUGGAAGGUACAAAUAGUCAAACAAAAUGUGCAGGGGACAGAUAGAGCAAUACCUAUUAAAUUAAGCAGCACCAGUUUAAAAUGUGAUCAACCGCUAUUUAUUAGCUAUUGAAAUAUGGGUUACUUUGUUGGCGUUCUAUAUUUUUACCUGUGGUACACCAGCAUAUUGGCAGGUUAUAUAUGCCUGUAUUGCCCAAUUUUACCUGUUGUUCUGGUAUCUAACAAAUUUUACAGAUAUCUAACGGAUGUCAUUCUCACAUUCUGGCAACAAUACCCAACCGUCCUAUCUAAGGUAUUAUGCAAAACGAAAGUUGAAGUCACUGGGGAUGCCAUAAGGUCCAACGAAAUGUCAAUUCUGGUUAUGAACCAUAGAACCAGAACCGACUGGAAUGUGUUGUGGCCUUCUUUGUACCAUUCCGUUAAGGGUGCAGGUUCAUACAAGUAUUCAACAAAAUUCCUGUUGAAAGAUGCUAUAAGGCAUGUCCCAGGUGGAGGUUGGGUGAUGCAACUGUCUUUCUGGAUAUUCAUCAAAAGAUUUUGGGAUACAGAUAGAGACACGUUGAAAAAACUCUGCGACUAUAUAGAGGCAUUGUCAUACAAGUUCAGCUUGGUAGUUUUUCCUGAAGGUACAGAUUUUACUGAAGAAACAAAAGAAAAAAGUGAUAGUUUUGCCUUGAAGAAUAACCUCCAGAAAUACGAUUAUGUGCUGCAUCCAAGAACUACCGGCUUCUCCUAUUUGUCUAGUCAAUUGCUCAAACAGAACUGUUUAGAUGCCGUUUAUGACCUGACUUUGGUUUACCCGGAUGUUGUUCCGCAAACUGAACAACAUUUAGUGCAAGGAAAAUUUCCAAAAGAAGUAAAACUGCACAUUACAAGAUAUCCAUCAUCAGUUCUACCAAAAUCAGAAGAUGACCUCAAACAUUUCUUGGAGACCAUAUGGAAAGAAAAGGAGGACAGGUUGAAAGAAUUCCACACCACCAAUAAUUUCAUACCUGGGCCAACUUUGAAGAGAAGCAAUUUGGAUCUGUUCCCAGCCCUCAUAUUCUGGACACUUCUUCCAUAUAUCACAAUAUAUGUUCUUUACUAUUAUCAAGAAUUCAGAAAAAUCUGCUUUCUACAUACAGUGUUCUUACUUUGUGUCGAUCUUUUAACUCCUGGUUUUCAGUGGUUCGAAAUGCAACUAUAUAAAUUGAAGAAAGAGUAUUUCGGACCAAAGUUUACCUUUUAGAACAUUUACAAUCACAAAACUAUAUGCCAAAAAUCAAAAUUCAAAUUGAAUUGUCUAUAAAUGGAGAUAACAUAUAUUUUAAGACUCUUUGAUGGUUCUAUAUUAAUAAAUGUGGAGGUAUUUUAGAAAAAUAUAUGUUUUAGAAAACAAUGUAUCAAUAAAUGUUCUUAAUAAAGUA